This is a messenger RNA of Nasonia vitripennis (jewel wasp), 707 nucleotides long. RefSeq lists its product as uncharacterized. The transcript is spliced from 3 exons. NCBI's taxonomy places the organism in Eukaryota, Metazoa, Arthropoda, Insecta, Hymenoptera, Pteromalidae. The record is from RefSeq and is a predicted model, not a curated record. The coding region runs from base 210 to 599 and encodes 129 amino acids.
UCUUAUGUAUAUAGGACAAUAUUCAAGACUUGCACGAUGCGCUCAUUGCUGAACUCGUAGCAGAAUAUCAGAGAAGCAGUGGACAAAUUCAGCUUUCCAAUGUAGGCCAAGCCAAGGAAGGCACUCUGGGCGAUUUGAGGCUUCUUCAGAAACCAUCCGACGGCUUGACCCUUCCCGGCAGAGCUGAUGAUUCCGAGAAAAAUCCAAGAAUGGCUAUGUUCAGAUUCGGGGUCCCAAGGGCUCACGCCGUAUUCAAAAACUACAAGCCGAUGUCCAUCCCGUUUUUGAGGAAGCGCACUCUCGAUUACGAGAUCGAGGAUUUGAACUUCUUUGUGGAAUACACCAUUACCGUCAAGCAUAAUGAAUGCCGAUUGAAUCUCCUGAAAGUACGUGUCCAGGGUAAAGAAGGCAAAGUCACAGUUGGAGGUGGACUGUUCAAACCGACAAAUUCCAUCCUGGAAGGUUUCGUCGAGAACGCGAACACUCACAUCAUCGAAGCUGCUAGACAGGACGUUGAGAGCAAGGUACGCGAUUUAUUGGACAAUCGACAGUUCGAGUGUUCGUUUUACGAACCCAGCAAGCAAUUCUUGACCGCGUAAGGUUCUAAAAAUGGUCAACCUAGCUGCCGAAAGUAAGAUCCUAAGCAAUAAGUUAAUUGUAAUGUCAAAUAUAUAAUCAUAACGAAUAAAAAACAAGUACGAAAAUAA